AUGAUGCAGCAGCAGUACGCUGCUAGCGAGGCUCGCAUCGACGCGCUCGCUUCUCGGCCAACAGCGGCACGAAAGCAUCAGCCACCAAUUUACCAAGGCAAUCUCGAUGAAGAUCUCGAGCUUUGGUUUUUCGCGAUGGAACAAUAUUACGCGGACUAUCACCCACAGAUGACGGAAAAGUCUUCUCAGUUUGUGACUAUGGCGUCUACUCAUCUGGGAGUGACCCCACGCAACUGGUACCGUCAAUUUUCGCUGGAAUGUGAAGCCUCGGGUCGAGUGAAGUCGUGA
Molecule: messenger RNA, 288 nt
Organism: Phytophthora nicotianae INRA-310
Lineage: Eukaryota; Oomycota; Peronosporomycetes; Peronosporales; Peronosporaceae
Exons: 1
Coding region: 1-288 (95 amino acids)
Source: RefSeq, a predicted model, not a curated record